GAGGGGGAACUUGUUACAGAUCAUUAAAAGUGCUACAGGGUUCAGACCUCACUUAGUAACAAGAGUACAGAUGGCAUGUAAUGAAAAAUAUUCACAGCAAAAUAACUUUUUAACCUUGUGAGAAAACGGCACACCAACUUCGAACUAUUAUCUAUAUAUCAUCAAACAUCGUUUAAACUUUAAAAUGACAUUGGCAUGGCUGCUCAUAUUGGACAUUCCAUUGGGGCCAGCAUGUUUUCCUCAACAAUUGGAAUGCCAUUAAGUGAAGACCUAUAUGGCUUGAACGACCUCCCCAAGACUGACCUUCCAGCGCCUCAGCUGGUUAUGCUAGCAAAUGUUGCUCUCACUGCUGAAGUUGGUGGCAGUGAAUAUCAGAAUGAGGAUAAGCAGAUGGCAGAGCUGAAAACUGUGGGCAAUAGCUUGUCUGACAGCGAGGUGGAUGAGGAAGAAGAUGAUGAUGAUGAUGAUAAUUAUGAAGGAAUGCCUGAAGAUGAAAGUGAACCAGAAAUGCCUGCAGAAAUUCAGAAAACAGCAGGAUCAGACAAGGACAGUCUUACCACAUCUCCCAAAUCUUGUUAUUCAAUGAUAGACUUGCGAGGUAAAGAAAUCUUUGGGUGCUUUGAUGACAAAAGCAAAAGAUCCAAGCCUUUCCGCUGCAAGCCUUGCCAGUUUGAAGCGGACAGCGAAGAGGAGUUUGUUCAUCACAUCACAGUCCAUAGUGCCAAAAACUUAAUUGUAAAAGAGAAUGCUGGGAAGCCAGCACAUUCCAAAGAUCCAGAAGAGAAUUCUGAAGAUGGAGAAAACUGCAAAGGCCCAAUUCGCUGUGAUAGAUGUGGGUACAAUACCAAUAGGUACGACCACUACUUGGCUCAUCUGAGGCAUCACAACAAAACCGGUGAUGAUCGAGUAUUCAGGUGUACCAUCUGCUCCUACACCACAGUCAGUGAGUACCAUUGGAAGAAGCACCUGAGGAACCAUUUCCCAAAGAAGGUGUAUACCUGCUGCCAGUGUUCCUACUUCUCAGACAGAAAGAACAACUACAUUCAGCACAUACGGACUCACACAGGUGAACGUCCCUAUCAGUGCAUACACUGCCCAUAUUCAAGCUCCCAGAAAACUCACCUGACCAGACACAUGCGAACACAUUCAGGUGAAAAACCAUUCAAAUGUGAUCAGUGUAGUUAUGUGGCCUCAAACCAGCAUGAAGUCACCAGGCAUGCCAGGCAAGUUCACAAUGGACCCAAACCAUUAACUUGUCCACACUGUGACUACAAAACAGCAGAUCGCAGCAACUACAAAAAACACGUGGAGCUCCAUGUUAAUCCACGACAGUUCCUUUGCCCAGUCUGUGACUACGCAGCUUCGAAGAAGUGUAAUCUGCAGUAUCACAUCAAGUCAAGGCACCACGGCUGCAAUGAUAUUACGAUGGAUGUGUCAAAGGUGAGACUGCGGACCAAAAAGGCUGAAGCAGAGAAUUUAUUUGGAGGAGACCUUGAAGAGGCCAAAGAUUGGCAAGCAAAUUCUAAGGGAGAUCAGGAAACACACAUGAGUAUGGAAACAGAAAAAGAAGUGAAAAAGGACGAGGUCCAAAGAGAGAAUACAGCCAGUUCCAGUACCAUGAAUCAGAUCACUACCCGAAGUCGUAAGUUAAGUAAGGAAAACCGUAAAGCAAGCAACAAAGGGCAAAAUACAUCGGAGAAGAAAGCAGAGAAAUCUGAAAAGCUGGUGGUCAGAUCUGAAAAGCUGGCAGGGAAAUCUGAGGUGGUGGCGAUCAAAUCUGAAAAAAUGGCAGCAAAAUCUGAUAAGCCAGCAGGCAAAUCUGAAAAGAUUGCUGUCAAAUCUGAAAAGCCAGUGAAAUCAGAAAAAAUUGCAGAGACAUCUAAAAGGCUGGCAAGGAAAUCAGAAAAGCUGGUGGAGAAAUCUGAAAAAAUUGCAGAGAAAUCUAAAAGGCUGGCAAGGAAAUCUGAAAAGGUGGUAGAGAAAUCUGAGCAACUGCCAUGCAAAUCUAGAAAGAUGGCAGAGAAAUUUGAAAAGACCAAAACUGGAAAAAGAAAGGCAGAUGGAAUGAAUUCUGCUAAAAUGAAAGAGGGUGCUAAAUGUACAUCCUCCAUAGCAGAAAGAAAGAAAAGGAAAGUCACUUUUAAAGACAUCAACCCCCAGAAAAGAAGUGAUCGGAAGGUCAACCGUGAAAAGUUAAAGAAGCGUAUUUCUGAACAAAAAUCAUCUAGUAAAAGAAAACCUCCAGAAAACAAACUAAGCAAGAGACCAUCUUGCCCAUCCAGUGUUAAAUUAAAGAAGAGGAAUACAAAUAUCAAGAUGCAGUUGACGGGGAGGAAUUCAUCUGAAAGAAAAACAAUUGAAAAGGCUGAAACAAAUGAACGUAUGGCUGAUGAUUCUCAUGAUCUUACACAAGUUCAAAACCAGUUGAUUGCCGAAACUAAGCUGCCGAUCAUCCGUGAAGAUGACAAGACUUCUGAAGGAGAAACGAGCGUGCUGGAUGUGGAAUUGAAUGAAGUUCACGAAUACAAAGUAAUCGAAAAUACCAGCGAACAUAAAAAUAUUAUAGAACCUGCCGAGGACCAUCGGUGUGAAGAAGCCAAGACGGCAGAAGAGUCAGAGAAUGAAACACAUGAACCAAUGGAAGCUGUUGAGAGCCAGUGCAGUCCUAAGCAAGAUGAGUCCCACAAAGAGAUAGCUGUUGAGCCAAACGGGGUGGCCAUAGAAAGUGAUUCAGAAACUGCUGAUCCUUUAGAGAUCCCCAAAGUUGCUCUGGAGCUUCCUUCUGUAACUGAUAAAACCCCAGUUGAAACCAUGGACGUGGAGGAGGACGAAGGCAUUCACAGCCAUGAUGGGAGCGAGAUCAGUGACAGUGUUUCUGAAGGGAGUGAUGACUCUGGGUUAAACUCAGGAGUGGCCUCGGCUUCAGACGUGACCGGUACGGUGGCAAAAGCAAACCCAGAGGAGACCAGACAAGCACAGGAGAGUUAUGUUUGCAUUUUCUGUGAUCGUAUGUUCACUGUGGAAGGUGAAUAUAGGAGACAUCUUAAUCGCCACUUGGUAAAUGUCUAUUAUCUUGAGACCGCAGCAGAGGAAGAGGACCAUUAGGCAAACCUGUGGUCUGAGGGACAUACACAAAUAUCUCAAACUCAGAAUGGUGGUGGUGUUGCUGUUGCUUUUUUUCCAGGAACUAUUGCUUAUGAUUUAUUUUCUUUUUUUUUUUAUUAAAUAAUGCUUAUUUGUAGAAUUAUCAAGUCCAAGACGCCUGUAUUUCAGUCUUGUAAUGAUCUUUUGGAAGUUGCUUACUUUAGCAGUUCAGUGCAGUUUCAGUUGCUACUGGAUGUUUUGCAACUAAAGAAAACACAUUCAGUAUCUUGGUUAGUCUUGCAAAUGACCAUUUCACUGAACAGAUUUUUGUUCGAUUUCAAAACCAGUCAUACAAAAACCAAUUUAAUUUUCUAUAUUAUAAAAAAAAAAUUUCUAGACAAUGUUCAGUUCUUUAAAAACAUUUCAUCUUUUUUUUUCGUAAAAUAUGCAGUACAGUACGUUUUAAUUGGUUGGUCCUUUAGGGAGCACUCAGAUUCACACAACACAUUGUCUAUGCAGUGUAAUCAAGGAAAAAAAGAUGCGUUUUUUAAACUUAAUUUUUCUGUUUAGUUUUUCACAGAUUAUGCUUGCUGGUUACCUCAAAUGGUAAACCUCUGUAUGUAUGUAUGUUUAUUAUGACUGGUCAAUAGCAACUGUAAAUGUAUAAUUUCACUGAUGAAAUUGUAAAAAAAAAGAGAGGGCUAUGGGAUCUUUUUAUGGUUAAGUAGUUCUAAACUAUGAACAGUACUAUGUUCAAUAUUUCAAUUGGUUUAUUAAAUAAGUCAUUACCUGUUUAAAUACCGUGGCCAGAUCAAUUCUACAGGGAACCAAUUUCUUUUCACACAUAGCCUGUUUUUUGGCCAAAAGAGAAUUAAAUGCAGCUAUUUGAUUUACAAUUCAUUGAAAGAAAAUGUAUAUUUUGAAUUUUCUAAAGCAAACAUUGCAGUGUGUGUAAACUCUUAAUACAUAUUCAUUAUUUUUCUUCUGUUUAAGUAAUGUGCCAAGCACUUCUGUGAAACUUUCAGAGGUAGUUACUAACGUUCAUCUGCUUUGUAACUAAACCCAGAUUUGAAAAACACUACCUCAGUAGAGGUGUAUAUUCAUCAGAACAAGUAUUUUAAACCACCUCCUAAAUAUGAAAAAAAAAAUAAAUUAAUGUAUAGAAAACAUCUUUUUUUUUUUUUUUUUUU
Messenger RNA from Acipenser ruthenus (sterlet), 4274 nucleotides. RefSeq names its product RE1-silencing transcription factor B-like. The transcript is spliced from 4 exons. Gene Ontology annotation, cellular component: nucleus. NCBI's taxonomy places the organism in Eukaryota, Metazoa, Chordata, Actinopteri, Acipenseriformes, Acipenseridae. The record is from RefSeq and is a predicted model, not a curated record. The coding region runs from base 196 to 3105 and encodes 969 amino acids. Gene Ontology annotation, biological process: regulation of gene expression.